Molecule: messenger RNA, 347 nt
Organism: Babesia bovis T2Bo
Lineage: Eukaryota; Apicomplexa; Aconoidasida; Piroplasmida; Babesiidae
Product: putative 40S ribosomal protein S30
Exons: 2
Coding region: 112-294 (60 amino acids)
Biological process (GO): translation
Cellular component (GO): cytosolic small ribosomal subunit; ribosome
Molecular function (GO): structural constituent of ribosome
Source: RefSeq, a predicted model, not a curated record
AUUUAAUAUUACUUUUAUAAACAAUUAAAGGCUUUACGCGAGCAAAUUUAGCAAUUAAGCCACGAACCACUUACUUGCUCACUAGCCGGGGAUAUAUAUUAUCGUUUCAACAUGGCUGUUAAAGUUCACGGAUCCCUAGCAAGGGCCGGAAAGGUCAGGAAUCACACACCCAAGGUAGCAAAGCAGGAGAAGAAGAAACCACCAACUGGCCGUGCUAAGAAGCGCCAACAGUACAACAGGAGGUUUAGCAACAGUCUUGGUAUGAGGCCCAGGGGACCCAAUGGCCAGAGAUAAUCGGCUCACAAUCAACCUUGUUCAAUGACUUAAUGUGACCAUAUAGAUAGGUG